Messenger RNA from Salvia hispanica, 390 nucleotides. The record is from RefSeq and is a predicted model, not a curated record. NCBI's taxonomy places the organism in Eukaryota, Viridiplantae, Streptophyta, Magnoliopsida, Lamiales, Lamiaceae.
AUGUUGUCUCAGAUCAUCGUUCUCGAUGUCGCGCAGAUCACGCUGUCGUGCAGCCUCUUCGUUUGGGAGAUCUCCACGUCCCCCACCACGACCGCCACCACGAGCAUCGCCACACUAGGUCCCGGAGCUCCCGUCGGCGGAGCCGGAGAGCUCGUUUGCGAUGGAGAUGGAGCAGGAGACGUCGGCUUCGACAGAGCCGGGGCUGGAACCGAAGCCGGAGGGGAAGCAACUGGAGCCGGCGUAGGUGCAGCCGGUGGAGGAGGAGAUGGCACCGGAGGUGGCGGCGAGGCGGGAGGAGAAACUGCCGGCGGAGGUGACGCUGGCGGUGGUGUGCUAAGUGCUAACUGGAGUAGGAGCGGCGACGGGAGUAGCAGCAGGUGGCGGAAAUAG